UGUUUCGUGGAAUACUUUUAGUGUAUCAGGAUGUUGUUGAAUUGUAGCUAUAUUGUGCGGAUUACGCUGCUACUUCAGCUGGUGUGCGCACUCGAUACGGAAGACAACGUACAACUACAUGCAGCAGACUAUAAAAUUGGCAAUACCAACACCAAUACCAAAGAGGCUUCCACUUCUACAGAAAAUGGUCAGACACGCAUCUCUAUAGAACAGGACAAUGCACCUGUCGGGGUGGAGCAUAUGCUUCGACAUGAGGAUCUUGAUCUUGUCUCGAGAAUUGACCAAACUAAGCUAACCAUACUCUCCGCUGAGGCUGAAGUAAUGGACGAGAAGAAGCCUUGUAAAAGUACAAUGCAGCCAGACGGUAGUGUCACACUUGAUUGCGAGUUGCAAGAAGUCGUAGACAUGGAUAUGUCACAAAGGAACAACGUGCAUGUACAUGCCACUGCUCAACCGGAUGUUGACAUCUUGGGAGAAGAAUUGGGAGCGAAAGAGAAAAUAUUGAAUAUGGUGAAGGAUACUCAGGCGAGGGAGAAUGUUGGAGAGCACAGUAGUAGUGGUCGAAUGCAUAUAGUACAACCAGAACCGAGUGCUGGUUCGAAUGCCGUAGCCCGCGAUACAGCCGACGAUAUGGAAAUACUAAGUGAGGCCAGUCCGAGACUAUACAGGUUUCCCCAAUUCAUGACCGACGAUGAUACAGCUGCUAUAGUCACUAAUUAUGGGAACGCGUUGUUGCCAGUUGUAAAGAAAAGCGUUCAAUUAGAGGGCGGGAAUCAGCAUAAUGAUGUAAUGGAGGCAGUAUUUAUGGAGGCCACAGGGUCGUACAGGUCAAAGAGACAUCGUGCAGCCCCCGACACUAAGCGGAAAAUUAGAGGGCGAUAUGGUCUGCUCGAACUGAGUGAGAGCCAAGCCAUGCGUUCGAAGGCCAUUCGUUCAAUGCGGCGCCGAUUGGAGCGGGAGUUGAAAGUGCCACAGAGUCACUUUGAACCGGUUGAAAUUCGGCACUUGAAGGCAUCCGUGCAAGGCUCCGUGGCAGACGCCAUUCUACCUCGAUAUUCGACACAGGGCAACUAUGGAACCCGGACGGCCACACUCAUUACUUUUCUAAGUACUUCCACAGCGCAAAGUGGGGGCGAAAUUAUCUUUCCGCUUACAUUCGCGAAUAGUACGCUGAGGUCCAGGCCCCACGCCUCGUUGUAUGAACCAGUGCAAGAGACGAUUGUCAAUGAGGCCCGAAAGUCGUUUACUGAUAUGUGCGGCAACAAGACCAACGAUGUUGUCCGUGUGUUACCCGAGAGAGGCUCGGCAAUUAUAUUGUACCAUACGCACAUCGACGGCCAGCUUGAUGAUUGGAGCGUGUACGCAAAUUGCCCAGCUGCCACAGGCGAUGUAUGGAUGAUCGUGCAACAUGUAGCCCAGGAGAUAGUUCAGAUGCGGAUGUGGCCCAAAUUGCUUGGCCGAUGGCAGAUGAACCAGCUCGCUGAAGGGGACUUUAUCAUACCGAAUCAGGCGAGAAAUGGGAACCAUAUGCAAGUCAAAAGUGUCUUCGGUAAACCAAGAAGCUCUCUUAAAAAAGGUGGAAAAUUCGACACAACCGCGCACGGGCAGUUCUGUACCACAGUGGACCUCAGUCCUUUAAGACACACGCGUGCGCUCACACUGGUGAUGCUUGUAAAGCAACAGAGCUGUCGCGGGGGAGGAGCCGGCCGUGUCGGCGGAAUGGAGCAGGUCGACGAGAGGUCCAACACCUACGUGACACUGUCAACCAAGGAGGCUAAGGAAGUGGCGGAUACCACCAGGUGCUGUGGUUGGAAGAUUCGAUUUUCAAAGCAGUGCAAAGUCGAUGUGUUCGGCCCCGACCGUCCUAUCAAGCACUCGCUGCGCCCGAACACCCUCCAACUUGUACCAAACACGUGGGUGCCUAUCAUUGUAUCCGUGACAAAUACGGGGGACUCGCUGGCUUGGGUGAGUGAGUAUGUGCCCGUGGAGCCUAAGAAGAGUAUCAAGGUGAAAGCACGUGCUGAUUCAGAUACUGUGGCCGAUGACGAUUCUAGAGAGCCGUUGGUGGAAAAUGAAGAAACAGAGGAGCAGGAGGAGGUCGACGACGAAGAGCAGCCCCCAAAUUGGGACUGGGACGAAGAUGACGAAGGCGAUGAAGGCGAUGAAUCUGGACGAGAGGCAAGUACAACCCUCCCGAAUCUAAAGGGUGACGAGGUGGGUGAAAGGGUCAUGAAGGAACUGAGACAAGGACCAACGCACGCUAAAAAGGAGCCGCCUAUGCCGGCACAGAAGGUCGCAGACACAGGACCGACCAAACCACCGCCUGUCAAGAACAGCCGGAGUGAAAACAAGAAAAGGAUCAGCAAUACCAAGUGGUCGUACGUCAAUGCUUUGAUGUCUGGGUCAGGUUUUGGGGCGAGUGCCGGUGACGCUGAGUCGCAUAGAAGUAUAGGUCAUACCGAUCCCCAAACGCGCAUGUACGAGCAGUUGCGAAAGAUCUCUAUCUCGCAAUCUGUUCGAACGAUCAAUGAUGACGACACCAAUUACGAGGAGACCCGCUUGUGUUUGGACAAGGAGCGAGGUAUAGAGGUUUCCGAAAUUCUUCUGGUGCCACAGCAUGUGACGGGUGCUGAAUUAGACCUACUGAUUUCAAGUAUGAGUGAGAAGAUAUAAUAUCGGAUUUAAUCGCGCAGAGCAAGCUUGUACUCUGUCUGGCAAAUCGGAUCCAUGCUGCAAUAUAGUGACCUGCUUCGGAAUGGUGACCACAACCAUGAGUGGCAAUGGCAGAACUACGGGGAGCUGAGAAAUACAGACCUUGUCGAUCUCCAAUUAAGUAAAUUACAUAGCUGAGUAAAGUAUAUAACUGGAUUAAACAAAUUAACA
Molecule: messenger RNA, 2883 nt
Organism: Sphaeroforma arctica JP610
Lineage: Eukaryota; Ichthyosporea; Ichthyophonida
Exons: 15
Coding region: 31-2673 (880 amino acids)
Source: RefSeq, a predicted model, not a curated record